Messenger RNA from Mytilus trossulus (common blue mussel), 1096 nucleotides. RefSeq names its product neuroligin-2-like. The record is from RefSeq and is a predicted model, not a curated record. NCBI's taxonomy places the organism in Eukaryota, Metazoa, Mollusca, Bivalvia, Mytilida, Mytilidae. The transcript is spliced from 7 exons. Bases 56 to 1096 code for a protein of 346 amino acids.
CGUAAAAUCAAAAAUAUUGUAUUCAAGUAAUAUCAAGGGGAUAUUUUAAGUUAAAAUGUUUAUAUCUUUAUUUUUUUGUUUAAUAUUCAUUAAUGAGAUUUCUUCUUACUCAAAUUACGGACCGACUCGAAAAACAAUUUACGGAUGGAUUCGUGGGAAAGUCACUUCGCGUAUUCCAGGAUUAAAUGUUGAGGAAUAUUUAGGAAUGCCAUAUGCAUUGCCACCUAUUGGACAGUUUCGUUUUAAGAGACCACAUGAACCAUACAAAUGGCACCCUAGGGUUUUAAAAACAACAACAAUUCCUCCUGCAUGUCAAACUAUAAAUCUUGCCUACAUACAGUGGCACAAACCAGGAUUCACAAACCUCAACGAAGACUGCUUAUACAUGAACAUUUAUAAACCUCUGACCCGUCAACGAAAGCUGCCAGUCUUACUGUUUAUACAUGGAGGGUCUAACUCUGAUGGUAUGGGUGCUAUGGUAGACGGAGACAUAUUAGCGGCAUAUGGACAAAUAAUUGUUGUGACAUUCAAUUUCAGAGUAAGCGUUCUAGGAAUACCUGGAUUUUACGCCAAUGAAAGUCUUGGUAUUAAGGGAAACAAUGGACUAAUGGAUCAAGUCCUGGCAAUGAAGUGGAUACAGAGGAACAUUAGAUAUUUUGAUGGUGAUCCAUCUAAAGUUACGAUUUAUGGGCAUAGUUCAGGGGCUGGAGAUGUUGGUGUUUUUUUAAUAUCGCCUUUGACUAAAGGCUUGUUUAGAAAUGCCAUUAUGCAUAGUGGCUCGCCAAUUGCAUUCUGGUUUAUGUCGAAUUGUGUGCGGUCUGGUAACACUUUGGUUAUUCCGAAAGAAUGUAGACGAGGAACUAGUUUAGUAUCAAAUGAAACAGUAAAAGCAGAGAUUAUAAAACUAACUCAAGGUUCCUCAAUUACUGAUUUCUUCUCGUCCAUUAGAUUUGGACAGGAUGUCUAUGAAAGUGUUAUUGACGGAGAUAUCAUAACAGAUAGUCCUGACAAACUGUAUACAUGUGGCCGGUUUCAUAUCAAUUCAGUAUUGUUUAUUAUCGCACGCGAUGAAGGUCUUCAAGCCUUCAUCGCGUGA